AUGGCCGCCACAACUAAGCCCUUGAUUUUGAUCACCGGUGCGAACCAAGGCCUGGGUUUCGCAACCGCAAAGCAGCUGGCUAGCACUGGAAAAUACAAUCUUCUUAUCGCCGCCCGCUCCCAGGAAAAAGCCGAAGGAGCAGUCAAGGAACUGCAAGAGUCUAGCGUUGAGGGCUCUUUGACGCCUAUUGUUAUUGAUCUCGACUCAGACGAAUCUAUCACUGCCGCAGCCAAGUUCGUCGAAGAAAAGUUCGGAUCACUGGAUAUCCUAAUCAACAACGCUGGCAUUAAUAGACCUGCCAACCCCAACGCUACCCUACGUGAGGCCUACCGAGCUGUAUUUGAAACCAAUGUAUUCGGUGUGGUAGUGAUGACCUCCACUUUCCUACCCCUGAUUCGCGCCUCAAAGUACCAUGACCGACGUAUUGUCAACGUGUCGAGCGGCCUAGGCCAGGUCGGCAUGGCGCUCUCUCCUACUUCAGAUUACAGCGCUAAAGUAUGGGACCUGCCCAUCUACCGCAGCAGCAAGUCAGCGAUCAAUAUGAUUAAUGCUGUUGAUGCUACUAUUCUCGAAAAAGAGAACAUUCUCGCUGUUCUCGCCGCCCCAGGCUACUGUCGCACUAACUUCGGUGGCGGUCAAGGUGUCAAAUCAGCAGAGGAGGGAGCUAGGCCUCUUGUGCGCGCUGCCACUGAGGGUAACCCCAAGGAGCUGUUUGGAACGCUUGUGGACGACGAAAAGACACUGGUCGAGUUUGGUUGGUAG
Messenger RNA from Penicillium vulpinum, 762 nucleotides. RefSeq lists its product as uncharacterized. NCBI's taxonomy places the organism in Eukaryota, Fungi, Ascomycota, Eurotiomycetes, Eurotiales, Aspergillaceae. The transcript has a single exon. The coding region runs from base 1 to 762 and encodes 253 amino acids. The record is from RefSeq and is a predicted model, not a curated record.